CAGAGCCCCCCUGGCAGCCCCAGAACCCCUCUGGCAGCCCCAGAGCUCCCCUCCCCUCCCCUCCCCUCCCCUCCCCUCCCCUCCCCUCCCCUCCCCUCCCCUCCCCUCCCCUCC
Messenger RNA from Prinia subflava (tawny-flanked prinia), 114 nucleotides. RefSeq lists its product as uncharacterized. The record is from RefSeq and is a predicted model, not a curated record. The annotation marks the transcript as partial. Lineage: Eukaryota; Metazoa; Chordata; Aves; Passeriformes; Cisticolidae. The transcript has 2 exons.